AUGGAACGAGAAGGUAGUAGUAGGGCCCGAUUAGCAGGCAACCUUGGGGAUUCGUUCGGAGGUGGGAGAUCAGCUUUUCGGGGAGGAUCAUCAAGUCCAUCCCAGUCUUAUGCUCAGUCUUCAGCUAGUGCCCCGCCAUCAGGGCACGGUCAGCAGCAGGGGAGUCGUUUUAGGCUCGGUCAGGGCAGCAGGGAGUCCCACCAUCAAGAAUGUUACGGAUGCGGAAUGAGAGGGCAUAUUCAGAGGGAGUGUCGUGCAUCCCGUCAGGGUGUAGGCAGGGGCACAACUCAGUCAUCCAGUCCUACAGCUGCUACAUCUUCAGCACACCCUCCAGCUGGAGGCUAUUCAACACCCGCAGGGCGUGGUACAGCUAGGGAUGGUGCACAGAGUUUGGGAGGACCCGACUGA
Messenger RNA from Nicotiana tabacum (common tobacco), 408 nucleotides. Lineage: Eukaryota; Viridiplantae; Streptophyta; Magnoliopsida; Solanales; Solanaceae. The record is from RefSeq and is a predicted model, not a curated record.